AUGUCUCAAGAUCAGAACAUUACCCUACCAACACCCACUCUCGUCACCUUGCCACAAAAAUUCUACCUUGGCAUCAAGAGAUACAACGUGAGUUUAGUGAAUGCUAAUUUCGGAGAAUGGAUUCGAGAAACCUUCUGUCAAGCCGUUCAAGCCAUUCCUCAACUCAAACAAUGCCAACAAACAUUCAUUCCGAUCGCAUUCUAUCAUCGCUUCGGAAGCCGUGAAGAUGUUGAUUUGGAGAAUGCAGUCUUUAUUGACUUGAAUGAAUUGGGAAUGAGUUUGGAGCAAGUACAAGAAAAAGUGGAACAUGUGAAUCGUGAAGGCAAUGUUCAAAGCAAGAUGGAAGUGAAUUCCAUUGAGAGUGGUGAAUAUCUUUCAUUGAAAUUUGUGGGUCCCUAUAACAUGUUGCCAAACGUGUGGGGAUGUUUUAUGAAAGGAAUGGAAGAGAUCAAGUAUGAGAUGGAUGGUCCUUGUUGGGAAGAAUAUUGGAAUUCUACAAUGGAAGUGAGCCCAAAUGAACUGAUCACUGUGUUGUAUCAAAAAGUAGCUCCAAAGAACAAGUAA
Molecule: messenger RNA, 564 nt
Organism: Naegleria fowleri
Lineage: Eukaryota; Heterolobosea; Eutetramitea; Acrasida; Naegleriidae
Exons: 1
Coding region: 1-564 (187 amino acids)
Source: RefSeq, a predicted model, not a curated record